Messenger RNA from Cylas formicarius (sweet potato weevil), 3741 nucleotides. Its product is annotated as blood vessel epicardial substance-B-like. The record is from RefSeq and is a predicted model, not a curated record. Bases 464 to 1792 code for a protein of 442 amino acids. Gene Ontology annotation, cellular component: sarcolemma. Lineage: Eukaryota; Metazoa; Arthropoda; Insecta; Coleoptera; Brentidae. Gene Ontology annotation, molecular function: cAMP binding. The transcript has 9 exons.
GGCGAGAAACGCGACGGACGGUUGCCAAUCGGGGCGUGGCGUCGCGAUACGCGGCGUGCGUCGGCGGAAAACGACGCCUACGGGACACAGAGUCGCUCGUCGCGACGUUGCCGCUUUUCGUUAAUCAGGCAACUCGCUGUGACUUAUGCUGGGAUUCAAUCUUCUGAAAAAAUAAUGAUUAAUGUCUAAUAAAUACGAGCGCUGACGUCACGUCACGUGAGAGGACGUCGACAAUGAGCAUCACGUGGCAACUUCGCGCCGAUUUCCGCGCCCCGCUCCACCCCCUUCGACGACUCUGGGCGCUUUAGACGUCGCCUCGUAGGGAUUUGUAGUAAAGACGAUUUCAAAACACGGACGCACUGGCACACACGUCAGCGUCGCGUUUAGCAGGUCCACACGGUCGCAAAGUCCGCCCCCCCUCAAUGCUACCAUGUGCGAUAUAUAAUGUAUUUUUAAGGUAACUAUGGAAAUACCUGUGAUCACGCAAACUCCUACGCAUCUCGCGAAAACGAACCUUUCAAUCGCCAAAACGACCACGCAAGGCAACCGCAACGACAUGUACCUCGAACUGAACCGCACCAAGGUCAACGUUACAAAAUCCAACUACACGUAUCUGGAGAACCUGGUGCACUGGAACGCUAGCGACUUCUACUACAACGUGUCGAACAGUUCCGAUCUGAUCGACUAUGACUAUCAGAUGAUGAAUGGCACCAUCGACGACACGUCGUGGGUGAUGUGCAAGGAGUGGAAGGAAGCCCAGCACAGUCUCUUCCAGACAGCGAAUUUUUUCUUCGCCGCCGCGUUCCUAGUGCCCGGUAGCUUCAAACAGAGCGUUCUCCUAGUUAGAGCGUUACUAUCGUUCGGCUAUUUUUUCCUGGCGGUUUGGGGCGGGGUCAAGAUCUGCGCCCCUGACAUCCUGCUGUGGAACUCGAUCAUAGUGCUGCUGAACUGCGUCCACACUGCCUUACUGACGUGGAGGUUUCUUCCCCCCACCCUCACGCCCGAACUGACCGAACUUUACAUUAAGAUAUUUAAACCGCUAAGGAUCAGCAAGAAACACUUCAAGGAGUUGGUUAAGGAGGCUAAAGUGAUGACCCUAGAGAGUGGCGACAUCUACGCUGUAGAGGAUAUCAGCCCCGCAGACGAGAGACUGUCGGUGCUGCUCAGAGGAAGGCUUCGAGUGACCUGCGACGACACCCAUCUACACUUCAUCAAUCAGCAUCAGUUCGUGGACUCGCCGGAAUGGGAGGCGAACCACGAACAGUCUGACGACGUCUUCCAGGUGACCAUCACCGCAGAGGAGGACAGCGCUUACCUCUGCUGGUCCCGAAUGAAACUCGAACGGGUGCUGAGACACAGACCCAUGCUCAAAACGGUCAUGGACUCGAUCAUAGGCAAGGACAUCACUCAGAAACUGUACGCGCUCAACGAGCACCUGAGCGGUCUGAGCGACGAGCGGAACAGAGAGAAGCGGGGCGAGCUAUGGGCUAAAGCUCACACGAGGAGCAUGUCGAUGGACGCGGUCAACACCGGCACCACCGGCCUCGUGAGGUCGCAAGCCUACAGGACCUCGAUGAGGUCGAACCCGUGCAACAGUCUGGACGGUUCGACGGGCAAGCUACAGCAGUCCCAACAGUGUUGGAUGCCGGUAGUGGCCUCCCAGUUUCCGACUACGUCGCCCUUCCUCUCGCAAAACGGCCCACGCAUUCCGGAGGAUCACGUCACGCCCCAACGUAGCCGCUCCCUCCGGCGGACGACUAGGGAAGUAAAAUUCGACGACACACAAAAGUAACGUAUACGUCUUACUUAUAACGUCUACGUUACGGGAGCGGAACCUACUAAAGUAGUCGUGCCAAAUUCGUACAAUGUUAUGAUAAAAUGGAGCACCACCCACCUAAAUUGCUUUGUUUUUUCAAAUUCACUUCGCUAGCGUCACAUAACCAUAUGUUUUGGCGAACAACACCCUGUAUCUGCGGUUUCUCAGUAUAAAUAAUACGAAGAAUUUUUUUUACAGUAAAUCGCUUCCGGUAAUUUAAUAUGGCUGCAUUAUAUCCAAAUGCAACCCGGUUUUUUUACAAUCGCCAACCUCAUAGAGAAAACGAGAGCUGUAAUAGGAAUUAGGUAAUUAGGAAAGGGAAGAUUGGAAAGAACUUUACAGGAACGUAAUUAAACUGCUUCCAGAAUAUAAAAGGCGACAACAGGCAAAAUAAAAAUAAAAUAAAGAUCGCUUCUAAAUAUCUGAAUAAAGUUUGUUAUACAGGGUGUGUCGAAACAAACGCGAAAAUCUUAAAGAGGUGAUUCCUUUUUUCAUUUGGAAACAGAAAAUUUCACAGAUUUUAUUUAUUUUGAAAAAUAAUUUUUAAAUCAAGUGGAACAUAAAUAAAACAAAUAAAAAACUAUUGAAGUAAAAAAACAAUAACAAAUACUCUUGCCCUCUUAACAUAUAGUUUUAAAUGGGCCCAAAUGUUAUAUAAUAAUUAUAAUAAUAUGACUUAUUAAUCAAAAGAGGAAAUAUUUUACAAUACUUUUUAGGUUUUGCGAAAGUAUACGCAAUUACUAAAGAUCGUAGAAAAAGUAUAGUAUGCAUCACGUUCGGUAAACUUUUUAACUCACUCGUUUAUUAAACACUCAAAUGCCGUUUACCGCACUUCUUGCAUAAUAUACUAUUAUUAAAUCAUCGAGGUUUUUAUUGGAGUCAUCCGACGUUUUCUGAUUUCCCUCAACAGGAAUAGUUUCGCUUUCUACUUCAGGAUUUUCUUCAACGUUAAAUGGAUGACUUGCCUCGCGCUUUCCACUUGUCCACUCCAUGAUUUCAAUAUCCGCUAAAUUACAAUCAUUAAAUAAGAUUUUUUUUACAAUUUGGGGUUAUGUGGUUGUGAACAGCUGAUAUCUGGUCAUUUAAAAAUUUACGUGGGAUUUCCAAUGUUCUCCUGAUCUUGCGUUAUUAUGAAUAAUCAGCGGCAGUUCCAAUGUGUUUAUUUAGUUCAAUGGUUCGCGGACACUUUAAAUCGGUAAAAACGCGUUGUCUCGUAAUAUUACGGACGUCACUUUUUGGUUAGCCACAGACCACGACUCAGUGCCUACGCUAGGUCACAGAUAAGAAGAUUCUAGCGGUGCUUUUUUUACGUAACAUCACGUCAAAAGUAUUCCCAUCGAACGAUACUUCGUGUUUAAAAUGUGACCGUAAUGGUUAAGCUCUACACGAUUUGCCUUCCAGAAAUCAUAAUAUACUCUAUUUUUGUGGUAAUAAUCUUGAAUUAUCCUAACGUCGUCGUGUUCUCCGUUGUGACAAGGGCGUCCCAAAACUCAACGGUUCUUCGAAACCUUUUAUUUGGGCUCGUGAAACGCGAUUUCCGACUUUAUUUUAACGCCUGCGAUGACAUGAAUUGAGUCGGCGAUUGAGUUUGGGACACUCUGUAUUUCAUAAGUAUUAUAUAUCGAUGCGUAAUAAAAACAUACGUUGUAAGGGGUGUUUAUUAAAUGAGUGCCCCAGGUGAAUCCAUCAGUCUCUCUAAAAAGAAAAGUUGGAUUGUGUUAUGUUUACGUGUUACGUUUUACGCUCUUACGUUUCGGCGCUGAAUUAAUAAAUGCCCUGUACGUGCGUGGCAGCAUUUAAUCGGAUUUGUAUAUAUUUUAAAUCGGUGUUUAUAUAAGUGUAUAUAUUUAUAUUUGUAUGUUUUAUAUUUGUCGUGGUUAACGUGUUAUAUAGAUUAUAAUAAAUGUUUUAUAUAAAAAAACAAA